AUGACGGAAUGUGUUCUUCACAAAGAGAUCCAACGACUCGCCAUCUCCAGCUCGGGUUUGAUCUACAUUGCCGACGGGACCAACAUUCGGGUCGUGGAUCCCGAUGGAAUCAUCUUCACGCUCAUCGGAGACCAUUCGCACAAGUCACACUGGAAGCCGAUGCCCUGCUCCGGAACUGACGAAGUAUCCCAGGUGACUUUGCGAUGGCCGACUGAAUUAGCAGUGAACCCUCUUGAUGACUCUCUGUACUUCAUCGAUGACCAUCUCGUUCUGAGGAUCACAAAGGAUAAACAAGUUCAAACUGUGGGAGGUCAACCACUCCAUUGCCCGAGAAACAGUGAUAGUCCAGGCAGCCGGAAGAAAGGAAGCCAGAAGGCGUCGCACGCAAUCCUAACCCAGCCGCAAUCAAUGGCAUUUUCCCCCUCCGGCGAUUUGUACGUUGCCGAAAGCGACGGACAGCGAGUUAAUCGCGUCCGUGUCAUUAAAUCCGACGGAACCAUUUCUUCGUUUGCUGGCGAAAUUGGACCCAACAGUAAGCCAGUGUCGUCGUCGGGAUCAUCGACAGUGUCGAUCCCUGCGUUGCAUGCAGAAUCCGGCAACGAUUACUUGGCACUGACAACUGUAUUCGGCACUGUGACAGCCAUUGCUGUCACUCCCGACGGAGUGCUGCAUAUUGCUGACCAAGGGAAUGCCAAAAUUCGAUCAGUCACCAGCAGUUUGCCGCCUGCGACUGCCACCAACGAAUAUGUCCUGUUUGCUCCUGAAGUUCACGAAGCCUACGUUUUCAAUCGAUUCGGUCAACACAUUCGAACGAAGAAUUUAGUCACAGGAAAAACCAAGUACACUUUCGGUUACAAUGUCAAUACAAGCACUGGGAAACUUAGCACUGUCACAGACUCUGCUGGAAAUACCAUCAAAGUUCUGCGAGGGUAUGGCAGCCGAGUUUCCGCCAUCGAAAACGCGCAAAGUCAGAAAUUCAUGGUGUCGACGUCUCGCAUUGGGCUUCUGGAGUCCUUCGUGUGGCCAGACUCGACGAACGUGACGUUUUCCUACGUGGGCCCGAGUGGACUGUUGGCAGAGAAAGUCGACGCUGUCGGGGAUGCCUACAAGUACGGCUACGACCGCGACGGACGCCUCACGUCACUCGUCACCGCCACGGGUCACACGUAUCGACUGGAAUUCGACCUGGGCUCUGAAGGUGCAGUGGUGUCCAUGGCUCGAGACGGACGUCCGGCCAAGCAAUACGUUGUUCAUGGCUCUGUCGUCACCGUCCUCGAGGGCGAUGGAAGCGAAAUGAGAGACACAUUUUCCAAGAAUCCAGACGGAAGCGUUGUGUCGAAAACGGCGUUUGAAAACGAGUUCAUGACGGAAGUGGUUCCGUCGAAUGUUCUAUCCAACAAGGAUCCUCUGCUCGCCAACAACUUCCCAGUUCCUGCUGUGCAACGAGUCAUCGUCGGUGGAGAACUUGUCAACUCCUUUGAAUGGCGAUAUUUCUCUAGGCUCGGUGGUCGACCGACUGCUGCAAACGACGGCAGCGACAUCGCUGUGGUGGGCCGUCAAAUGCGCGUCAACGGAUUGGACCUGCUGAGUUUCGAGUACGAUCUCUCAGAGCGGGAGAUCCGUGUCCAGGAUCGGAAAGAGAAGAUCCUCACUGUCAAGUACGACGAACAUGGACGUCCUGUUUUGUGGACACCGCCUGCCACCAUGAAACCCGUGGAAAUGAGCUACGACGCUUUCAGCAAUAUCCAAAGCUGGACCCGGGGCUCGGGACACGUUGUCGAUUUCAAGCACGACAUGAUCGGGAGAUUGAUUGAAAUUUCCAGCGGGAACAAUGCUUCGACGCGGUUUGAAUUCGGUGCCAAUGACCUUACUGGAAUCCAGCCAAUGAAGUUGACGAUGCCUGGUGGAAGCAUUUUCGAGUACGAAUGGGACGAAAGCGGCGGAUUGUCGGCUGUGAAAACCCCACUGGGAAGUCGCCACUUGUUCGCCAUUCGUCCAUCUUUCGGGUUCUACAGGAUCACCUACCAACCCCCGAUUGGUUCGACACCGUUCAGCGCCACGUUCGACGGCAAAGCCCGAGUUCUGCAGGCAUCCGGAACCGGACACGGGUCACGGGUCCAGUACUACUACGACCCCUCGAGCGACAACCUGAAGCAAGUCUUAUUCGGGGACGCGGAAAUAGAAUUGUCCUAUUAUCCGGACACUGGGCUGCUGAAAACCGUGACCCAUCUGGAAAAGGCUCAGAAGUUCCUCACUGAUUACAAGUACCAAUCCGGGCUGGUGAAAGAAGAAAGUGCGGAUUUCCGUGCCAAUGAUGACCUGGAAAGCUAUUCUUUCCAGUAUCAAUACGACGGACACGGGCGACUCAUCCGGUCGCAACUCAACGUUGGCGGCAAAGACACGGCGCCUUUGUUGCUAAAAAUGGACGCCCACACUGGCAUUCUUGACACUGUCGCAGGUCUCAAGUUUGACUACCGAGACAAAAUGAACACCUACGUCACGGAUGGCAAUGGAGUCCGUGGGUUCAGGGCCACGUAUUCCAACGGGCCUUAUGGAGACCUGAAAUCCGUCGCCUUUGUCAUCAACGACAAGCAGGUCUUUGAAAUGAAGCUCAAUUACGAUGCUGGGAAUCGAAUUGCGGAGAGUCGAGUGACUGUUGGGCGGUCUACGAGGCAGGAACAGUUGGGAUACGAUGCCGAUGGGCAUUUGCGUUUUGUGAAGGGCCGGCGGUCAUUUGAGUACUCGUACGAUGCUAAUGGCAAUUGCGUGAGGAUCGCUGAGGAAGGAGAGACUUGGAUGCUGAGUUAUGACAAGGCAGAUCGGCUCACUGACUUUGGCGAACACGUUUGGAAUCGAUACGACUCGGACGGUCGUGUUCGUCAGACCCGAGACAUCCGGUUCACGUACAACUCGAAAUCCCAGCUGAUGCACGCUGUGCAACCCGACGGGUUCCGUCGCUGGUACAUCUACGACCACAGAGACCGACUCGCAGCCUGGCUC
Notodromas monacha is the source of this 3000-nucleotide messenger RNA. The record is from the annotation of a GenBank genome assembly. NCBI's taxonomy places the organism in Eukaryota, Metazoa, Arthropoda, Ostracoda, Podocopida, Cyprididae.